Molecule: messenger RNA, 2829 nt
Organism: Meriones unguiculatus (Mongolian gerbil)
Lineage: Eukaryota; Metazoa; Chordata; Mammalia; Rodentia; Muridae
Gene: Plscr4
Product: phospholipid scramblase 4
Exons: 8
Coding region: 256-1200 (314 amino acids)
Biological process (GO): plasma membrane phospholipid scrambling
Cellular component (GO): plasma membrane
Molecular function (GO): phospholipid scramblase activity
Source: RefSeq, a predicted model, not a curated record
CCGCCGCCAGCGGACGGACGAGCGGUUCUGAGCGCAGCCACAACUUGUUUUCCCAUCGCUUGGCUGGGGUUCAGGCCGCCAGCGCCCCACCCUGCAGGAAGUUCUCCCGGGGAGCCUCCCCCGCUGCCCCGCGUGGAUCGGCCCGGCCCCUCGGAGCCUCCCGCCUUCUCCGGGCAGGACAGCAGAGCGCGGUCGGCGGCGCCUGCAGCAGCGGGCGGUGUGGUUCCCACAGUCCCUGAGCAGCCUGCAGAAGCAAUGGAGAAUCAGAUAAAAUCGCCAACUGCAGCGCCUGCCGCCCCUCCUGACUACAACUCUCAUUUUGUACCAGGUAAGAACACAGGCUCUGCUGGACCAGCUGUCACUCCCUCUGCUGGCUUGUCAGUUGGAUACUACGUUCCCCAGCAGCCUGGUACCACCCCUUUGUACCAACCCACCGGGGGCACCCAUGCUAUCCAGUACCAGCCUGGCAAAUACCCUGUGACUCAGCAUGCUCCUGUGAUGUGGAUGCCAGGGCCAGCUCCUAUACCCAACUGCCCUCCUGGUCUGGAAUACUUAGCUCAGUUGGACAACAUACACGUUCUUCAGCACUUUGAGCCUCUGGAAUGGAUGACAGGUUAUGAAACUAAUAAUAGAUAUGACAUCAAGAACAACGCAGACCAGAUGGUCUACAUUGUAACUGAAGACACAGAUGACUUUACCAGGAAUGCCUAUCGGAACCUACGGCCCUUCGUGCUCCGGGUCACUGACUGCCUGGGGCGAGAGAUCAUGACCAUGCAGAGGCCCUUCCGGUGCACCUGCUGCUGCUUCUGCUGCCCCUGCGCAAGGCAAGAGCUGGAAGUGCAAUGUCCUCCUGGUGUCACCAUUGGCUUUGUUGCAGAGCACUGGAACCUAUGCAGAGCCACUUACAGCAUCCAGAAUCAGAAGAAAGAGAACGUGAUGAGAGUGCGUGGUCCAUGCACAACCUACGGCUGUGGUUCAGAUUCUGUUUUUGAGGUCAACUCUCUGGAUGGAGGAUCUGACAUUGGCAGUAUUAUCAGGAAGUGGAAUGGCUUUCUAUCAACAAUGGGAAAUGCUGACCACUUUGAGAUCCAUUUCCCCAUGGACCUGGAUGUGAAGAUGAAAGCAAUGAUUUUUGGCUCUUGCUUCCUCAUUGACUUCAUGUACUUUGAAAGCACUCCUCCUCGACGUUCAUCACUAUAGAGGGAUCAAGAGAAGCAUCGAUUGAAGACAAAAUUACAGAAAUUUUCAUUGGCCUCACAUCCAACCUUCAGUUAUUUGCAAGCAUAUAUCUUGGCCUGACACGUGUCUCAGUUGAGUAUUUCGUUUCCUGGGACACUCGUUUAUUCUGAAAUAUCUGCCUCCAUUAGCCAUGUAAACAAUACAACCAUUAAAACUACAGGUACAUGAACAUGAAGUCCUUAGUUCUCAACAGGCCAUAACACAUCUUCUACAUCUGCUCCUUCCUUCUCUGUCUAGAGGGCAAACUUCUUCCCAGGUGAGAUGUCUGCUUCUCUUCCUCUUUCGGACUGAAAAGGCACACAGAAAUAAUGUGCCAGGAGAAUGUUCUCCUGUGUGCAAGUAUGAGAUUAUCAUUCUGCAAUGUGCAGGAAAGCUCAGAAAGCUCUCAAGGGGAAAUUUAUUUUAUUACAAAAUAAGAUGUAUUCUCUUAUAUUUCCCAUGCAUAGUUUUUCAUGCCCUCAGCUGGACAAAUUGAAACUACCUAUUUCUGAAGGCAGGAUGAGGCUACCAGAGAAAGUUGACCAAGGCCACAGCCAAGUAAGAUCUUCGCAUCUUAAGGCUUUGGUACGUAAGCAAAAACUUACGUAUAUUUACUUACUCACCCCAUUUAGCAAGACCCCUCUUGUCCACACAUGCCUUGUAUCAGAAUGUUUAUCCUGAUGUCUGGGAUUACCUAUUGUAUCUUUGUAUUUCAUUUGACAUAUUUUUCACAACUAGUCUAAUGAUCAGGAUGUCCUAAUGACAAACACUUUAUAAAACCUGUAUGUAUAAAUCCUACCAUUAUUUAACACCACUUGACUGUUUUACAUGUUCUACACAAACCGUAGGAAAACACAGAAUGUAUGUUGCUUCCUCAUUUUCUCCAGAUUGUCAGUGAGGCCUAUGGGAGACCAACAGAGUGCUUACUUGUACUAAGGAUGGCAUAUGUAUGACUAAGCUGAUUAAUGAGUCUCUCUCAUUGGCUUCUUACCUCCAUAUAGACUGUGUUCUUUCAUGGAGACAUUCUUUUAGAGUUUUUGAAAUAAGUUCUCUUGGGUUGAGGUAUCCUGAGAGAAGAGACUUAGCCUGCAGUUCUUUUUGAAAUAUAAAAAAAAAAACAAAAACAAAACAAAACAAAACCAGGUGCUUCAUUUCUCUUCAAAAAACUAAUGACAUUAUAUUUUAAAAUGCAACUCUAAUUUUAGCUAGACAUACGAGUUUUCAGUAUGGUAUCUUCAAUUUUGCAUAUAGACCAAAUAGAGAGCAUUCAGACAGCUUCUGUAUGAACCUAUUGUUUUUCCCUGUCCACACCCCAUACCAAUCCUUGCAUUACUGUAAUGGUAAAGGUCGGGACACUUUACAUUUCGUGUUUCAUAUUUUAGUGCUGGCAAUACCAAUACUUCUCUAAUAGCAAAAUCUUUACGCAUUAUCAGGUGUCAUUUUAAUAUAAUUCAUGCAGUUUCUGUAUGUCAUAGUGGAAUUUCAUCGCUUCAAUUCGACCAAAUUAACAGACCCUUUUUAUUUUUAAAGUUGAGUGUUUUCUUGUCCCCUCAGGUUUCUUGUCCAUUCAUGUUUCUUAGAUUUUUAAAUAAAUACGUAAGAGAACUAAGA